AUGGGAAAUAAUUGCUUUAGGGAUGCUUCCAGAUCGACGGCGGAAAUUGCGCCGUCGGAGCUGGUAAAACCCCCUCCGACGAUCAGACUCUACGGCCAACCCGAGAGCUUCGCGACCUCCCACAUCCGAUUGGCCCUCCUCUACAAGCCCGUCACCCUCCAGUUCGUCCCGUCGGAUGCCCACCCGAACCCGACCCUCAUCUACCAGUCCGAGGUCGUCUCCGGCUCCGUCGAGGACAUCCUGCGCUACCUGGACGCCAAGUUCCCGGACCCGCCGCUGUCCGUGGCGGCGGGCGGCAGCAGCAGCAUAUGGGGUUGGUGCGGGGAGACGACGCCUGUGGUGGUAUGGGUCGUGGUGCUGCAGCACCGGAGCGUGAGCUGGCACCUGGAGAGGAUGGUUAAGUGGGCGGAGGACAUGGCGGCGCGUGGGGGUAAAGCGAUGGGGGAUCCGUCGAUGGGGAGCCCCAGGAUGGAGGUGAAGAAGUUCGGGAAGAGCUACUCGCAGCUGUUGCAGGUGAUGUUGGAGCACGCGCAGAUGGAGGAGACCGUCCUCUUUCAGAUCCUCGAAUCCGCUGAUCGAGGGUUAUGCAAAUCCGCGAAUGAGGAACACGCACGACAUUUGCCUAUAAUGAAUGGGAUCAAAGAAGAAAUCAAGACCAUUGGAGUCAUGAAUGCGGGAAGCCCCGACUAUGAAGAGGUCCUCAUCAACCUUACAUCUCGUCUCAAAAGAUUAAAGGAAGACUGCAGAAAACACUUUGAGGAGGAAGAACGAGAGCUGCUGCCGCUGAUGGAAGCAACUGAGUUAAACAAAAAGCAGCAAGAGAAAGUGUUGCAACAAUCAUUGGAUGUGAUGCGCGAAACACAUUCUCACUUGUUUCGAUUUUUUAUGGAAGGACUCGGACCUCAAGAUGCAAUGCACUACUUUGACUUGAUCAAGAGAUACUGUGACAAUGUUCGAGUAUCACUCAUGCUCCACAUGAUGGUCGAUUGA
Striga hermonthica is the source of this 990-nucleotide messenger RNA. NCBI's taxonomy places the organism in Eukaryota, Viridiplantae, Streptophyta, Magnoliopsida, Lamiales, Orobanchaceae. The record is from the annotation of a GenBank genome assembly.